CCUAUCCUCCUGCAACCACUUCGAUUCUCCACUCUCACCACUUCGCUUCCACUCCCAACCUGUCUCCCGUCCUUGACCUCCGCCCUCCCUCUGCCAGGUUCACGUUCUCGUCGGCCGGGUUCUCUUCCACGUUACGCCGUGCUUUAGUCAAAUCGUCCUCCUUUCGCUCGCCUGCCUGUCGUCGGCUGAUGUUGUCGUCCAGGGCCAGUUGCUGUCACUCUUGGGUGCCUCGCCUCUGCCUCUCUUGUGUGCGCCUUGUCACUAGGUAAUUCGACUUCGGUUACGGCUUCCGCCCCGUUCUCGCUUGUGUUAGCCUUGAAGGUUCGCUGUUGUCAUUCCCCCUCACGCCGCCCUUUUCAUCCGAGAGCACGGCACCCUCACCGUCUGCCUUCUCUUCCUUGCAACUUCCCGGGCCGUUGACGUUGAAUCUUCCCUUGCUCUCGCCUAUCGGCUCUUCUAAAAAAAAAACAAAAAAAUCAAGUCUAACACCCGAGUGCUUGUUCAAGUCGCAACUUACCACAUCCGACGACGAUCGACCCCCUGGUCCCAAGCCCAACGAGUCCACGCGAGGACGAUGAAGCGAAACCCAACACCCUGCCCAUCCGCUCAUUGAGUAUACCACUAUACCGUACCAUACGACACUCGGCGAUCCUCAUAAAUCCGUCACAAGUUUUGGUGCUGGACAAUUGUCACUUUCCGCACAAGACCUCAAGCCACCGCUCCGGUGCGGGAACCCCGCCGUAUCUAGUAUCGGGUCAUACACAUAGGAGUAGCGAAGGAGGAGAGAGCCUGUAACAGGAAAGACGAAAGACAAGAGGAGGGAUUGUGGUGGACGCGCAUUUUGUGCUCGAGUGAAUCUAUCCAAGAUGUCGUUGGCAAUACCCGACAAUGGCCUUCUCCUUGAAGGCCCGACCGAAGCAGCAGCUCGGCGAUCGCCGCACGCAUUUGCGGUGCCCUUGUCCGCUGAACUCGUUGCGCAGAUGAUUGAGAGCGCACAGAAUGGGGGCAAGCUUCAGUUGUCACUGAGUGACGAUCCGGCAAUCUUCAUUGAAGAUCAGGAAGUACCUCUCCAGCCCGAGCUUUUAACAGAACCAGUGGACUACGAGUUGUUCUACACCAACCCAAACAAACCAACAAGAGGUCAACGAGUCUUGGGACCAGUCAUGUCGAUCUUUGACUACUACAAAAGAGCCAAGGCUCGCAAGGCGGCUCAAACCACCAAACCUUCCAACGGUAUCGAAGGGGCAGUCGAAAACCUAAAGAAUUCCUUCGCCAAGGUUGAAGCAGAUAAGCGAGAGAACUCCGCUUUGAUCGUCGAGGGACUGCCUUCCAAAAAGGGUGCCAAAAUCAACCCCGGCAAGGCAAGACUCCUGGGAUCACAGACCAAUGGCACGUCUCGGUCGAUUUCUGUCAGUCCUGCGUUGAGUGGGCUUGGUUCACCUUCCCUGGGUCCUACCAGUAACGGCCCUGGUGACCGAUUGAAGCAACAGAAAUUCCCCAUCAUCCACGAGCUUGCUGCCCAAAACCUAACAUUCGAGGAACUUCUUGAGAGAUACGACGGAGAUGAGCAAGAAUUCCACCCAAUUCUCAACAAGGUGGCUGACUUUGACUCGGAUGAGCAAAAAUGGGUUCUUAAGAAAAUGUAUUGGAAAGAGCUGGAUGUCUUUGAGUAUGCCUACGCCACGGACGAAGACCGCCAAAAAGCGAUCGACAACGCCAUCAAACAGUAUGAUCGCAUGCGGUUGGGUGUUUCGGAUCCGCUGUGGCAGAAGUUGCUUCCCAAGGGAGAACGCGGAAAGGGUAUCUGCCUGAGCAAGCUUCAUGCCACCAUCGCCAAGAACAGUCAAACCGUUCCGACCCCAAACCGAAUCACAGGAACUGCCAGUCCUAGCGGUGCAGAGACGGAGAAGGGAGAGCCGAUGUCGCGGUCCAACUCUCAGACAGGCGUGACCAAGAAGAAAGUGUCGGCUUCGGUUGCGCAGGCCAAGCGUCUUGCCACAGCAAUCGCAAAUGCCAAAAAGCCGGGCAGGCCGAGUGCUGCCAAGGCAACAGCUUCAAAGGUGGCAUCGCCUAGGAUGGCCUCACCGAAGGUGGCUUCUACAAAGGUCACAGGGUCAAAGGGUCCUGCCGCUAAGGGGGGGCGCAUUCUUUCCAAGGAGAUCAUCACGGAUUCCGAUUCGGACGAAGACGAAGUGCCUCUUUCGAAGAGCUUAGGAAGGACUCAAGGUGUUUCUGCGCCUGCACCUGGUACUAAGAAGUCUGGUCCUCCCGUGGAGAAAUACAAGACAGCAGCAAAAUCAAUCGAGGCCCCAAGCCCAAAGACUAAACAGAAGCCAAAGGCCGCUCCGAUCAGAGCUGUUGGGAAGAAGAAGGUGGAGGAGACCAGAGAUACAAUUCGGGCUCAACCCAUUCCCAAAACCACCAAGCCGAUGGUGUCGAAACGCCCGCGGGAUCCAGAGGACGACGAAAGUUCCAGCUCCGGAACUCCGCUUAGCCAGCGUGUCAAGCCAGUGCCAAAGCCCAAAGCAAGACCUGACGCUACGACUAAAUCUGGCAGCACGUUUGCAAAGGGCAAGUUUGCCAGUCCCCAGAAAUCUUCGCCAUUGGCCUCAUCGCCGCUUACCAACGCGUCGGAUAACGAGGAAGUUCGCCGGGCCAUCGUAUCGAGGCCUCAGAAACGGGAGCGCGAGCGCGAGCGUGACCGUGAGGUUAUUGUUAGUAGCGCAAGCAGCAAUGCCGGCAGUGUCAAUGGAGACGUUGGAUCUAGAAGCAAGAAACGUCCUGCGCCGUCCGAUUAUGCAUCCGGCAAUAUCGGCUCCAAGCGCCCACGCCUCGACCCAGAUAUCCUCAGCAGGGCCGAAAAGUUCAAACGCGCAUAUACCCGGUACGAAGCAUUGCACCGUGAGGUCAGUAGUGCGGAAGACCCUUCAUCAGAGAAGGUGGAGAGUCUUAUGCGAAUGCACGCUCGACUUCAGAUCGAGAAGAAGGAAAUCUACAGCGCUGUCACGUUGGAGAAUGACUAGGAGCCCCGUGGAAAACACGACAGAAAGAGGCGAGGAAGAACUUGGGAGAGGAACAAGACGAACAAUCUACAAAGGAGGAUGGGUCGACUCCACAUAAUAUUGCCAAGAGGUCUGCACAUUAGAGGAGUUUUCAAGGUAUGGAAGACAACACUUUGGCGUUUGGUUUCACCCCAGGAGCCUAUUCACAGGGUUCGCAAGAAGUGGCAGGGGGUCCACAUGACUUAUGGAACAGCAAUUCAAACGGGUAUAUUAUGAUGGCAACUCUUCUUUUAUUUUUUCUUUCUUUUUUUGAGCCUUUCAUUUUUCUCUUCUUUCUCUAUCCUGUUUCCGGGUCAUGGCCUACAUACCGUCUUUCUGGUAGUUGCCGGAAAAUUGGAAGCAGGAUUCAAAGGCCGUCUUUCUACUCUUCAGUUUACGAAGCAUCAAAGGCAUGGCGCAGGCAUUUAAAAAUACCCAAUGGUUGGGCCUAGCAGGUUUGGCUUUUCAGGGUUUGGCUUUUCAGGGUUUGGCUUUCGUUUUAACUCGCUGUCUCUUUUUUUUUACCUUUUCUUUUUUUUUUAUCUUGCCGUGCUCUUUGGUCUAGAAAAUGUCUACUGGGCGACACUCAGGCGCUAUUUCUGGUAGAUGUAGACCUGGAUAACAAUUUGAGGAGGGAAGGAUGGAUGUAUGUACUACAUUUCCCAGUCCUGAAUUCUGCGGCUUUUGUCUUCUGGAGUCUUUUUAUUCUUGCGAUUGCAAUGGAUCAUCGCACUUGACGAGCAUAAGAUCGGGAACUGACAUGAGAGUUUAAGAUGGGGAUGGGGCAAUUGGGCGUUUGAUUAUAUUAGGUCCCUUUAUGCUGAUAAGCAGGCAGGGAAAGCGCGACAGAGAGUCAUGAGAAUCGUCUUUGCUCAUCUUUGAUUUGACAGAUGGCAUGAUGGUUUGAGCGCGAGACAUGAUGGCAAGCUUAGCUACCUAUGGAAGGUACCAAUACAGACGGGACAGAUAUGUACUGCGUUGCCGCAGUUCUGCCCAUAUUGCAAGGACACUUUGAUAAACCAAAACAGCUUGUUGGCGAUCGGCGUUCAUUGUAUUUGAUAUUGAUUAGUAGGACGGUGACGGACAGAUGUGUCGUCGACCGUUUGAGGAAUCCGUCAUAGCAUAGCAAAAUCAAAGAAAAGAAAGUUGAGAGA
Messenger RNA from Neurospora crassa OR74A, 4195 nucleotides. RefSeq lists its product as hypothetical. NCBI's taxonomy places the organism in Eukaryota, Fungi, Ascomycota, Sordariomycetes, Sordariales, Sordariaceae. The coding region runs from base 867 to 3023 and encodes 718 amino acids. The transcript has 3 exons. The record is from RefSeq and is a predicted model, not a curated record.